Molecule: messenger RNA, 1732 nt
Organism: Castor canadensis (American beaver)
Lineage: Eukaryota; Metazoa; Chordata; Mammalia; Rodentia; Castoridae
Gene: Mgme1
Product: mitochondrial genome maintenance exonuclease 1
Biological process (GO): mitochondrial DNA replication
Cellular component (GO): mitochondrion
Molecular function (GO): single-stranded DNA exodeoxyribonuclease activity
Source: RefSeq, a predicted model, not a curated record
CCCGACUCGAGGUUGAAGCGCGGGACUUAUGAAAGUACGGGUCCUCAGAGCCUCCUGAGUCCUGAGAUUACAGUCGUGCACCACCACGCUUGGCUGUGACUGGGGCUUCUGCAGAAAAGUCUCCAGACUCCCUUCCUGAGUGUCAUUUCUUCAAUUUAAAGAUUGGGGCGUCUUGCCCAAAACUAUCUGGAAUACAAGAUUUAAAAAAAAGAUUCUCAGCAUUGCAGUCAGACUAGACAAAAGUGGAAAAAAAAUCUAAUGAUGAAGGCAUUUCACACCAUUUGCAGGCAGCUCAGAAGUUCAAAAGGUUUUUCCCUGGAACGAAGCCCCCAUGUGGCUUUCUCUACUUCCUCUUAUUCAUGUAGCAGGAAGAAAAAAAACCCUUAUGAAGAAGUGGACCAAGCAAAAUACUCUCAUUUGGUAAGGUCUGUCUUGUCAUUCCGAGGCCUGACCCAGACCCCAGAAUCAUUGUUGGAGGAAGAUGCUUUACUCUAUGGACCUGUGAGUAAACAUAAGCCCCCAAAGCAAAAUGAGGAGGCAAAAGUUCCACAAAACUGGUUUCCUAUCUUCAACCCAGAAAGAAAUGUAAAACCAAAUACACCUGACUCUUCAAUUUUGAAAAUCCCUUUGCAAAGAAAAGUGAUGCCAAGUGUGACCCGUGUUCUUCAGCAGACCAUGACAUCAGAACAGAUUUUCUUUUUGGAGAGGUGGAAACAGCGGAUGAUUCUGGAGCUGGGGGAAGAUGGAUUUGCAGAAUAUACUUCAAACAUUUUUUCACAAGGGAAACGAUUCCAUGAAGCCUUGGAAAGCAUACUGUCUCCCCAGGAGAACUUAAAAGAGAGAGAUGAGAAACACCUCCAGUGUGGCUACAUCGAAAGCAUCCAGCAUAUUUUGAAAGAUAUCAGUGGAGUGCUAGCUCUUGAAAGCGCUGUUCAUCAUGAGACUUUAAAGUAUACAGGUCUGCUGGACUGUGUGGCUGAGUAUCAGGGCAAGUUGUGUGUGAUUGACUGGAAGACAUCAGAAAAACCAAAGCCUUUUCUCCGAAAUACAUAUGACAACCCACUACAAAGUGCAUACAUGGGCGCCAUAAACCAUGAUGCCAACUACAGUUUUCAGGUUCAGUGUGGUUUAAUUGUGGUGGCCUACAAAGAUGGAUCCCCUGCCCACCCACAUUUCAUGGAUGCAGAACUCUGUUCCCAGUACUGGGUCAAGUGGCUUCUUCGACUAGAAGAGUACACAGAAAAGAAAAAGAACCAGAAUAUUCAGAAACCAGAUUAGGGAACAGGGGACUACUUGGGAACACUUAGUACUUUUUCUUUCACUGUUUGGGAAGAUAUAUUAUUGUUUACUGUGUUCUAAAGCUAGAGGUGCUACCAAAUCUGAAAGCUACAUUAAUACAAGCAGAAGUAUAAAUUUGUUGAAAUGUUUUGCUACUGAAAAGAGUAAGAAAUCAGGAAAGUCCUAAAGAGCUAAAAGUCAACACCUGAAAUACCAACUGUGCUACCUAUGACUGUUACUUUCCUGAAAAGAAGGCAAGCAGGAAUGUUAACCAUGUUGGUGAAUCUUGGACUCCCUUAAAGACCUUUUUGUGUACCUGGCAAGAUGCCCAGUCUUUGAACUGAGAUUGCAAGGUAGUGAGACUUGGUGUGCCACGCAUUUCCCAGGGCUCCAGGGAGGGAAGGGGCCACACAGGGGCAUUCCGUGGAUGUAUGUGAAGGGAGAACACUUCAAU